CUCGGGUGUUGUCGGGCUCGGCCGGCGCGUGUCGGAGGGCAGAGCUCUGCGCGCUCGGGACCAACCGCCAUUCAUCCAAGCGGACCGCGGGCACACCUGGUCGGAGCGAGGAGAGCAGUUUAGAGACCCAAACAGCACCCGUGUUAAUCACUUGAGGAAUGCGGUGCCAUUAGUACGGGAGCCGGGAGCUGAGAGUUUACACUUCGCACUUAAAGUUUCAAUUUAAAUCAACUUGAGGGACUUGUGAAAGGGAUCAUGGCUACGGGAGGGUUUAAGCCAAACGCCACGACAGACUUUUUGGAGGAGUGGAAGGCAAAACGGGAGAAAAUGAGAGCCAAAAUGUUGGGGGACAUCGCCGCAGCCACCGGUGCUCCCAUGGGUGCCAGCAACGCAAACAGCACAAACCGCCACGCCGCCGCCGCCGCUGCUGCUCCUCCACCGGGCGCCGAGCAAGCCAACAACCCGGACCGGAGCGUCCCAACUGGGAACUGCCUCCCCUCCUCCUACUCUGUGGCUCGGUCCUCCUCCGGCUCAGCUUUGAAGAGACCGGAGGAGGAAACGCACCACCAACACCACCUCCACCACCAACACCACCACCCCGCUUCGCCCACUUCCAACCUGAAGAAAACUCCGCCUCAGCCGGAGAAAGCUCCGUGCGCCUCGCCGGACUCCUCCAGCCCCAUGGCGUGCAACGACAGCGACAAGGAGAGCCCGUCACCCAGCAAGGCGAAGGAGAAGAACAGCAGCGGCCCGAGCGCCAGGAAGGGGAAAGGACAGAUCGAGAAGAGGAAGCUGAGGGAAAAGAGGAGAUCAACAGGUGUCGUUAGCAUACCAUCUAAUGAGAGCCUGGAUGAGCUGGACGAUGAUGACAUAGGAGAGAAGGAGCGGAGGGAGGAAGAGGAGCUGGUGCAGGCCAACACUUUCCAGAAUGAGUCCAUGACAGCUGACCCCGUCAGUGGACACCUAAUGGAAACCCCGAGAUCUGGAGGUGGCCGCCACAAGAGCUCUGCAGGGCAGGGAUCUGAGGAAGAGAUGGGCGGGAACAGCAGACAGCGACACAACCGUCACGGCAGAGAUGGAGGAGCUGCAGCACCAGGAAGUUUGGAGAAAAGGAUGGAGGAGCUGGAGAAGGAGCUGGCCAGAGAGCGCCAGGAGAACGUCAGGUUGCUGAAGGCCCACCAGGACAAAGACGACCUCAUCGGGAAGCUGAAGGAGGAAAUUGACUUGCUGAACAGAGACCUGGAUGACAUCGAGGACGAGAACGAGCAACUCAAACAGGAGAACAAGACUCUUCUGAAAGUGGUGGGACAGCUGACGAGGUAGAACCUCCCUGGACGAACAGCGCAGCCUCCUCCCCCUGGUGAUCGGAGCGUCUCUGUUCUCUCCUCUCUCCUGACCUCCUGCCCUGGCUCCAGUCCAGCAGCAUGGCCUUUAAUCUGUUUGAUUCUGUCUGUUAGAGGUGAAAGUGUAAAGUAGUCGUCCUCAGCUUCACUCCGAGGAUGGAUUCGUUCCAUUUGUUGUGAAAGCUGAGCGAACUAGAGGCUAACGUUCUCCUGUCCUGACAGCCUCGUGGGGAUUGUCUGUCAUCUUAUGCAUAUUUAAUGUAAAUGUAUUGUACAUAGGCCAUCUAGAUUGUUCGUGUUAGAUUUUUUUUUUUUUUGAUAAGGUCUUGAAAAAGCAAAAAGUAAAAUGAAUGUAUGUGCUGCACAAACAAGCACACAAAGUCUUUUAAAACUUGUUUAGAGGUUUAAGGAAGAAGUCUCCGUGUUUGUGCACACAGCAGCCACCCUGCAGGUAAAAGUCAAAAGAUCUCCAGUGUUGAAGUGUUUGAAUCGAAGUGCAGUUUCAUCAGUGAACUUUGAGGAGCUUCUGUCGAGGAACUCUUGGACCAAAUUCAACACAAUUACUGCUACAGUACCAUCAGCCAAAGUGGGCAUAGUGCCUUGCGAUGCAUGUGAGAUUUUUAUUUGUCAGUUCUCCAAAAGUUGUUAAAGCCUGGAGCUUUUUUAAUCAACACGCACCGCAGAUUUACAAUUAAUCUCAACAGAAUAUCGAACCAGAAAGAAGAAAAAACAGUUUUCUAAAUCUUUCCGACGCAAGCAAGACUUUAUACCAAGUAUAUUCUUUAUGCAUCUCAACAUCUGAGUAUUAUUCUUGUCCUUGAUGAAAUGUUUCAGGGUGAAACCCCACGCCUCGUAUAUAUGUGGACUUUUUUUUUUUUUUUUUUUUUUUUUUAAGCAUUUUGCUCUCUGUAAUUCGUUUACAAGUUAUGUCUUUGCAAUAUUUGAUAGACGUUUAGGAGCCGUAUCGUCAGGAAAUAAUGUCAGCUGUUAAUGUUUCUGCAAAGACGCCCGAGGUUGACACGCGUAGCGAUCGCAGCAAAUCAGGUUCACAUUAGAUGUUAUCAGUUACCGUUCACAUCAGGAGGUGGAGGGGUGGAGGUGGUGUUACAAGCCAAACAGCUGACUGCAGGAUAUUUUUAAAGACACUUCAGCUGUUUUAGUGGAAACAAAACUGAGUGUUUUUCAAGGAGACCUGCAGAUAUUUUCAGCUAUAUUUUGGUCGACAAAACUGAGUUUUUUAAGGACACCUGUGGGUAAUUUUAACUGUUUUUUUGGGGGGAACCUGGAGUCAAACCAUCUCCAUUCAUGAUAGCGGUGAACAAAACAGAUAUUUUUAGCCAAAUCAUUAUGUUUUGCUCCAACCAAGUGUUUUAUGUGUUUAAAUCUAACCAGAGCACAAGCACGAGAAAAGUCAACACACACAAAUAUUCAGUUUUGCAGAAACAUCUCGGCUAACAUUUAUUCUGGCGAUCUUGGUCGCGUUUAGCUGCUCUGUUUAUGGCAUCUAAGAUGUGUGGAGUGAGCUACAGUGCAUUUUUUUUUGUAUGAUAAUAACCAAAUGAACUGAAGGAACAUACUAUUUGAAAAUGCAUCUCUUUCGUUUACUCAAGGGAAAAGGCUUGGCUGGUAGAGGUGGAGUUUUACUUCCUGUAUGUAGGUCAUUUUAUUCCACUGAGGAGCUGCUCAGCGAGCGCCGCAAUUAAUCAAUAGGUUUUUUUAGUCCGUCGAUAGAUUUCUCCGCUUCCACAUAUUUUUGGGGUAAAGAUCAUCCCCUGGCAGACAGACAUCACAGACCCAUCUCUCUUCCCAUUACAUUAUGCAUGUACAGAAGAUUAAGACAUUUAAUAAAAGUUUGAUUAUCUCUCUCCUCA
Acanthopagrus latus (yellowfin seabream) is the source of this 3214-nucleotide messenger RNA. It is a transcript of the gene pawr, whose product is annotated as PRKC, apoptosis, WT1, regulator. The transcript has 7 exons. Bases 256 to 1323 code for a protein of 355 amino acids. NCBI's taxonomy places the organism in Eukaryota, Metazoa, Chordata, Actinopteri, Spariformes, Sparidae. The record is from RefSeq and is a predicted model, not a curated record. Gene Ontology annotation, biological process: positive regulation of apoptotic process; apoptotic process. Gene Ontology annotation, cellular component: cytoplasm.